Molecule: messenger RNA, 8629 nt
Organism: Chelonus insularis
Lineage: Eukaryota; Metazoa; Arthropoda; Insecta; Hymenoptera; Braconidae
Product: protein dopey-1 homolog
Exons: 8
Coding region: 344-7783 (2479 amino acids)
Biological process (GO): Golgi to endosome transport
Cellular component (GO): endosome; trans-Golgi network
Source: RefSeq, a predicted model, not a curated record
UUGAAAAUUACUAUACAUGACUGGCUUCUCUGUAGAGUGUGACGUUUAGUUAGGAGAGAUGUCACACUCCUGUGGUAAAUCUUUUUUACCGUAAAAUAACUUUUGGAUUGCUCUGUGUUUUAUGUAUAGACUAUUCGUUAAUCGGAGUAAUCGUUCAAUUAGUUUAACAGAAUCAAAAUAUAGUAAAUCAUUUUAUUCAUACGUAGAUUAUAUGAAAAAAAUUAUGUAUUCUUUACAUAGUCUUACAGAUAUUGAGGGGAAUUAAUAUUUCAAAUGUAUAAGUCUAAUAUCAUGAUAAAUAAAAAUUUAUAUUAUUGAAUUUAACAUUAAUAUAUUAAUCAAGAUGGGGUCAAUCGCUUUGGAAGAAUAUGAACUUAUGAAAGAUUCCAAAUACAGAGUUUAUGUCUCAGCUGUCGACAAGGCUCUGAAGAAUUUUGAGUAUACAAGCGAAUGGGCAGAUUUAAUAUCAGCACUAGGAAAACUUAAUAAAGUAUUACUGAGUUACAUGAAAUUCCCUGUUAUACCAAGGCGAAUAAAAAUAUCUAAAAGACUAGCACAAUGUAUGCAUCCUGCUUUGCCAUCUGGAGUGCACUUGAAAGCAUUAGAAACUUAUGAUGUUAUUUUCAAAUGUAUGGGAACUAAUAGAUUGAGCCAUGAACUGUUUAUAUACAGUGCAGGACUUUUUCCUUUACUUGGUCAUGCUGCAAUGAACGUUCGACCAACACUUUUGACCGUCUACGAAACUCAUUUUGUGCCUCUUGGUGAACGAUUGAGACCAGGUCUCAGUGGUUUUCUAAGUGGAGUUCUUCCAGGUCUGGAAGAAGGAUCUGAUCAUUUUGAUAGGACCAACUCUUUGUUAGAAAAAGUUUGUGAAGGAGUAGGACCGACUCAUUUUUAUGCAUGUUUAUGGGAUUGUCUCGCAUCAAAUUCCGGAAUACGAUUGCCUGCAAUUUCAUUCGUAUUGUCACAUUUUAAUAAAAAAUUAAAUAUGGAAGAACAAUCCUAUAUAAUGGGAACAAAUGUUGACAUAAUGGUUUCUGCCCUUUAUGCUGGAGUUCAAGACAGUUCAGUUUUAGUUCAACGAAGUGUACUAGACCUUUUACUAGUUGGAUUUCCAUUUCAUAACAGUCAACUCAAGUACAGCGAUAUGGUUCUUUUACUUACUGCCGCAUUAACGACUAUUUUGCGAAGAGAUAUGAGUUUAAAUAGAAGAUUAUUCGCAUGGCUUCUAGGCACUGAAGUGAGUACGUCGAUAUUAAAAAAAAAAAUGGAUUAUGAACAAACAGAAUUAGUUGUUACUUAUUUCGAUAGAUAUUCAAAAAACAUGUUAAUUGAAGCUAUUAAGACAACGAUGAGAACUGUUUGUGAAGAAAAUCCAUUAGACCUAAAACCAUACAGAAUACUGGUAUCAUUAUUAGAUAAACCAGAAAUUGGACCAAUAAUUCUUGAUGAUAUUUUAUAUGACAUAUUUAGAACGUUCUACUUUGCAUGCGUUCAAACCGACAAACCUUUGAAAUCUCAUGAAGUUAUCAAAUCAGCCAAUUUAUUAUUUUCAACUCUCGAACCAGCUUAUGUUUGGAUUCAUUGUAGUCAGUUAUUUGAAAAAGCUUGUAUUGAAAGAGAAAAUAACCAACAAAAGUAUGAGGAGAGCUCAGUAAAAUCAGUCGGUAGUGGAAUGCCUAAUUUAUUAGAAAUUUGUAUUUUAACAGAAUUUCUUCUAGAAAAUGUUUCUGUUGAUGCAUUCUUAGAUAUUCCAUCAGAGCAUCUUCCAGAAUUAUUUUAUGAGAUUAUAAAUCAGUUGUUCGAAAGACUACGUGUGUUUACACCUAAUGAAAUUGCAAAAAGUCUUGCAUUAUGUAGUAAAAUAUUAUCCAAAGUUCAACCUUUGAGUGUAAUAACUCAGCCUGACAGUAAUAACCAAGAGACUAAAUUAGAAACAUUGAUAGUCAAUGUAAAUACAGGAUUAAACAAUAAUACAACACUAAGUGCAACGCCUUUGGAAAAAAGUCAGUCUGAUAGUAAAUUAAAUACUCCAAAAACAUCGAAUAUUUUUACAGAACGUAGUCCAAGUCCACGAAGAAGAGCAAAUUCUGGAGGAAUCACUAAAAGGAAUGAUAAAAAGUCUAGAAAAAAGUCUAGUAAAAGUGUAUCCAAAUUAAAUGAAAUGUAUGAAAUUCAUAAAGAUAUGGGAGAUAUAUCGGUAAUUAUAAGUGAUACAACAAAAAUUAAAAGCUUAGAUGAUUCGGAUAUAAAUUAUCAACAAAUAAAUAGUAUCAAUGAUUCGUCAAAAAAAGAAUCUCCAUCAUCGCAGUUAUUAAGAAAUAUGACUCAUUCACCGAAACUAAUCCAUAGAAGUCUUUCUCCUGCUCAUCAAGCUCAUCAUUCAAUGUUGGAAAAAUGUUUGCGUCAGUAUGAGUUACUUUACGUCAAACUAGUCAGUGAAAGGAUUCUCGGAGUAGAGAACAAUAUGUUGAAAAUGUUUCAAGAUUUAGUUAUUUCUCCUACAAAAAAUAAUGAUGAUAAAACCGAAUAUUUAGAAACUAUCCUUUAUUCUCGAUUACAGGAAACAAAAAUUGAGUGGAAUAUUCAAAAACCAGUGUUAAAUGAUACAGACUAUUCGAAUAUAUCCAAUGUUUCAGUUUCCUCAAUAGACCAAUUAAAAUGGGAAGAAGUUUUUAAAGUUCUCUCUAGUCUAUUAGUGGAAUUAUCAACAUUUCCAACAUAUUUUCAACCAGGUAAUAACCUUACUGAAGAAAAAGAACCUAUGAAUCCAGUUGUACUACCAGAUUGGCUUCAAGUUCUGGCUGUCUGCUCUUGUUGGUUGAAUAAACAACCGUCACUUCAAUUAACAAGUAUAGCAACAUUAUUGGAUCUUAUUGCUCUUUUUCGUGCUCACAAUGAUGUUUCAUCACAAUGCAAAAGUGAUGAAGGCGUAACUGCAGUUAUUAUGGUACCGCUAUUAAAAAAGUGGCACAUUUCUUACCUCACCCAAUGUACAAAUGUUUUUCCAACUAUAGCUCACUCACUUUGGUGUCAUUUAGGAAAACUUUCUCCAAAUAAAUAUCGACUGCGUUGUGUUGAAUUAAUUUAUGAACUUCAUCAUUCGCUACAUCAAUCAUGUGAUGCUGUUGAAAAUAUUAUUGGAUCUGCAUUAACUAGCCAUACAAUUGAAGACAAAAUUGAGGCUUUCAAUAGAUUUGCGACUCUUUGGCACUUGGGAAGAGAAAUUGAGACCAAUCCAAGAUUACGAGGAUGUACUAAAACUUUUAAUAAGUCCUUGUUAAAGAUGCUGGAUAAUUUACAACUUCAUGACAAUUCACCAUUGAAAUUACAUGCACAAUCGUGGUUGUUACAUUCAUUAGUGCGCGGUGAUAUUGCCAGAAUUGUCGAUCCAGUUCUGAUAAUGCUGUUAGACUCAUCAACAUGUCGAAUGAGUGUUCUUCAUGUGAGCAUUCAACAUAGCAAUACAGUGUUAACGAAAAAUGAUGUUAUUGAAGAGAGAUCUGAAACUCGUGAUGAUACAGAAGGAACUGCAAAGAUUUAUGCUAUUAGUUCUGUAGAUGGAAAUGUUAUUUAUCAUGUUAGUAAUUCUGGAGAAGACAAUAGAAAAAAUAAAAAAGGCAAGCAAAAAAAGAAAUCAAUUAAUCCGGUAAAAGUGAAACGUAUUUUCGCUGUCACAACAUUGACGAACACUGAGAAAGGUAAUCAGUACAUCACAGAAAGGAAUCAAUUUAUGAAGGAACUUGAAGUACCUCCAAGUAUCUCUGGGAAUUGUAAUAUUUCUGUUUUUGUUAAUCCACUCUCAUCAGCAGUUGGAAAUUCUAAUUCAACUGAAUCAUUAAUUGAAGAAGAUGUGAUAAAUGAAGGAAAAAAAGGCAGUUUGCCAACAGAUAUUUUAAAAAAUGCUACAAGAUUUAAAAAACCCAGUGUUGGACAAGUAUCAACAGGUAGUUUUGAUGAAAGCCUUUUUGAAUCAAUUAACUCAAUUUCAAAAACUAAAGAACCUUCUCCGAAGGAGACUAAACAAUUAAAUAAAGAAUUCGGAUCCUCUUUAGAUUCUAUUACAAAUAGUAUUGAAUCAAGUAGUCCUGAUAUCGCCAAUAAACAAAAAAAUAACCCAAAAAAAGACAUGAGUUCUUCUAUAAUGGCUAACAGUGCUCGAGAAGUUGCUGGAACUCUGUUGAAAGGUAAAUACAUCAGCAAUAAUGAAUUUUCUGCAUCUUAUGAUCCUCAUGAGACUGUGGCUAAUCUUGAAUCGAGUAUAGGACUUCCCGGUUGGACUAUGGGUGAUGAAGAUUGUGAACUUGAUCUCAGCACAACUGCUGAAGAGUAUUUCAGUAAUUCUAGUGGAAUUAGUGUUGUAGAAGAAGUGUUAAACGAAGUUGUUGAUAAAGUAUCUGAAAUGUGUGAAUAUAUUGAACCAACAAAAGCUUCUGAUGAAUCCGUCAGACUUGAUAGCGGUGUCAAACGGCCUUCUGGAGUUGGAGUACACAAUCUUCAUUCACAUAUGCUUCUUUAUUGUGGUGUUUAUGAUUCGGCGAGAACUCUUUAUGCCUUGAGAACACUAAGAAAUGAAUUAGUAACAAAUACCCGAAUAUUUUUAUUCGCUGCUGCAACGACAGGAAUUUCUAAUGCUAGCAAAAAUACAUUAUUAUUAACUCUUUUAGCAAGACAUAGAAAAAGUGUACUUGGAAGAAGUUUUUAUGGAGAUAUAAUGAGUACAAAAUUUAUUGCUACAUACAGAAGUAGCAUGUAUUUAGAAGUUUUAAUUACCGUAUGUCUUUAUUUUAUGCGCAGCUAUUAUCCAAAUCUUGGACAAAUGAGACUAACACAAGAAGAAAUUGCAGGAAAUCGUCAAGUUCAGCUCACUAGUGCUGAACUAUUAACUUUAAUAUUUUCUGAACUCGUUUCUAUUGUGAGGAACUCAGGAAAAGGUUUUAGUUGUUAUAUAGUUGAUUUAUUAACAAAAUGUAAAGUACAAAAAAUUAUUCUCCACUGUUUAGUAUCUAGUGUAUUAAAUAUGAAAAAUGCACAAAAAGAAAAUGACGAUUCAUUUACAUUUACUGAAGAAAUUGUACUUUUUAAUGAUCCUAUGUCUGAAAAUGAUACUAAUAAAUGUAAAUUUCGAGCAAGUGAUCAUACAGAAGCGUAUCAAAUGCAAUUAUUAAGACUGGUAUUAGCUGCAAUUAUGUUGGAAUACCAAUGUUCAACGCAAAGAGGUGAGGAAUUGCCUUCUUCAAACACUCAAACUCCGUCAACUCCUUCAAGAAGCCUUACGAAUUUAGCUGGAAGUGCUUUGGAAUAUAUUCCAGGAGCUCCAAUUCCUCAACAACCCAUUUUUCUUGCAAGUAUUCUGAGUGCUUUACAAUUGAAUCACAUGAGACAUCUUCAUCAACAUUGGACCAAUCUUGUUACUUCUAGUCUUCCCUACAUGGGAGCAUCAUUAACACAAGUUGUGACAUCGGUAGUUCAUCAAUUAUGUUGUAAUAUUGAGCAACUAGCAGCAUAUUAUGUGACAGAAGACGCUGUUUUAACAGUAAAAUUGAAUGAUAUCAGUAGCUUAGAAUGCUGUUUACCAGCAGAUUAUACAGUGACUCAUUUAGAGGCUUUAACUUUUCUUCUUCAAUAUUGUCUACUUGAUAAUUCUCAACAGAUUAGUUUCUCUUUUAACCAGUCAUACGGUGGAUCUUUUCAAACUGGAAUUUCUGGUGCUAAUCCAGGUCAAAUUUUUACUAAUCUUAUUCAUGUUUUCUCUCCAACUCCUUUAUCAUUAGAUUCAAUUAAAGAUAAAGCAAGUACUAAUGAACAGUACCUCCAUGCAAAAAGAACUGCUCUCAGUCAUUUACCAAGAAUUAUAGCGUCAUUAUCAACUCUUUGGCAAGCUGUGUUGGUUGCAAAAGAUAAUGAACAAGCCAGUUGUGUGAUUGGAAAUCCUAGGGUAGUUAAACAUCAAUUGUUGGAAUUACUCUCACCAAUAUCUUUUCAUCAUGGGGUAAAUUUUCUUGCUGCAGUUGCUGUAGCUUGGCAUGAAAGACGUCAAUCUUCAACAAACUCCAAAAAAGUUUUACCAGAAGCAUGUCCAAAUCAACAAGUUAUUGUUCAUUUAGUUAGUGCUAUUCGUGUUAUGCCUAUAGAUACUUUGAUACAAACUGUGAAUCAAGUAAUAAAAAAUCCUCCACCAAUACAUGGUGUAAAACAAGAUUUUUCACUUGAAGUAUCCGUCCUCGAAUUAUUGUAUGUCUAUAUGCAAAAUAAUACUUUACAAUCAUUAGUUGAAUCUUGGGGAUCUUUAUUAAGUCUGUUAAAAGAUUCUCUCUCAUUAUCUGCACCUGCACAAUUUUUAUUAUUGGCUAUAUUAAAUGAAUACAUUCAAAAAUGUCCACCAAUGCAAGAGAAGAAGGACGUUAGAGACCUCCAAGACAUUUCUGCAAAGCUUAUUGAAUCUUGUUCUCAAAUAGCUGGAGCCUGCUUGGAGCAAACAACAUGGCUAAGGAGAAAUUUAGCUGUAAGAGAAAAUGCACUUGAAGUAAGUGAAGGAUCGUCAGAAAUGACACCAGGAACUCCACCUAAUUCAGCGUAUAGUGUUCAAGCACAAGCUGUUUUAGCUGAAAUUUUAGCCCCACUCCUUGACGUUAGUUAUGGAUCUCAAGAAAAAGAAAGAGUCGUUACAUUACUAACCAAUUUAAUGUAUAAUGUUACUCCAUAUUUAAAAAAUCAUACAAUGAAAAAUAUUUCAUCAUUUAUUGCCUGUUCGCAACUGUUAAGUUCCAUAUCGGGGUAUCAGUAUACACGAAAGGCAUGGAGAAAAGAUGUUCUUGAUUUAUUAUUAGAUCCAGCAUUUUUCCAAAUGACCGCUGCAUGUUUGCCUUAUUGGAGAAUUAUUAUUGAUAAUUUAAUGACCCAUGAUACGACAACUUUUAGAGAUUUAAUGAACCGAGUGUCUAUAGCUCAGAGUAGUGGUAUCAGCAUAUUUUCAUCAAAAGAACAAGAGUAUGAGCAACGAGCGCAACUCUUGAAAAGAUUAGCUUUUGUGAUUCUCUGUAGUGAGACGGAUCAGUAUCAUAAAUAUAUGCCAGAUAUUCAAGAACGUCUGGCUGAUAGUUUACGGUUACCUCAAGUUAUUCCUUCUAUUCAAGCACAAGUUUUUUUAUGUUUUCGGGUGUUAUUAUUACGUAUGUCUCCUCAGCACACUACAUCGCUAUGGCCGGUUAUUGUUAGUGAGCUCGUUCAAGUACUUCUACAUAUUGAACAAGAAUUGAGUACUGACAGUGAAGAGUUCAGUCGUCAGAGCAGCUCUCAUUUGAAACUUUUAUCCGCGUUGGAUUCUUCAUGGGCUGUAAACGCUAACAAUGGACUUCAAGCUCAUGGCCAUCCUCACUGGUUACAGUUACAACUUGCAGCAGCAAAACUACUAGAUUUAGCUUUAUUGUUACCAGCUCAUAAAUUGCCACAAUUUCAAAUGUAUCGAUGGGCCUUUGUUGGAGAUGCAGCAGUGGGAAGUACCGAAAACAACAAUUUAUCAUCAGACUUUGUACCACAUAUAACAAGAAUAGCAAAGCUUAUGGAUGCCAAGUUUCUUCAAAAUCCUCCGGUAUACGUAACUCCAGGAGAAUUACUCGUAACUUCAAAUAAAAUUCAUUCACUUCAAGAUCUACAUCACUUUUUUACUGGUUUGAGCUGCAGAUCUAGAGAUUCGGAUGCUCCUUUAAAUAUUACACAAUUGGAGGCAGUAAUUGAACAAGACUUUCUCGAAUCUAUGCCACCCAUAGUCACAUCUCGAUAAUAGACAACUUAUUUUGAGAUUUUGAUUAUUAAAUAAAGUAUGCAACAUUUAAAUUCUAAUAAUUGAUGACACUAAAUGAUGAAUUUGUUUUUUAUCACGCACUAAUCUUUGAUUAAAAAAAGAGCUUUUUAUUGAAUGAGUAAUUCAUUCUCAUAAAACAAUUAAUUGACUUAUAAAGAAUAAUUAUCGAAAUGUUAAUAUUUUUAAUUGACAAAUGCAAUAAUUGUUAGUUUGUUAUUUUGACAAAAAUUAUUUAUAUUUAUUUGAUUGAAAAUAGCAUAAUGAAAUCUAAAUUUUCAAACAAAAAUAUUGUCUUAGCAUAAUUAAGAAUUAUUAAACCAAUAUUCAGAAUUAAAUUUACAAUAAAAGAUUGAUCUUCAUUUCCUAGAUUAAACUGUGAAUAUCGUGCCAUAACAGCAUAAAGAGAAAAAAGACGUAUUUAAUAAAAUCGAAUAUUUUCCUGUACAUAAAACCUCUUAAAUAUAAAUAAUAUAACACAUAUAAUAUAAUGAUAACUAAAAGAUAUCAGCCGUAGAAUUGUUGUAAAAUAUACAUAAUAGAAGUCAAAAAAGUGAUUUUAAUUUGAUUAUCGUUAUUAAUAAAUAUAAUUACUAUUUAAGCUUGUCAUUCGUCUCCUCAUUCGGUUGUGAAUAGCUCGAUAUGUACGAUCUCCAAAGGGUAGAAAAUAUCAGUGAAUCGUACAGAAUAAUCGGUUACAAAGUUACGUGAAUAUAUAUUAAUGAUGUAAUUAAACGAUUGAAAAAUAUGCAUACAGCUGCAUUUAUGUAAAUUAUGUAAAUGAUAAAUUUGUUAUUUAAUUAUUUUUCAUUUGUUGUGCUAUCAUUA